Molecule: messenger RNA, 5388 nt
Organism: Hylaeus anthracinus
Lineage: Eukaryota; Metazoa; Arthropoda; Insecta; Hymenoptera; Colletidae
Product: LON peptidase N-terminal domain and RING finger protein 3
Exons: 9
Coding region: 2169-4346 (725 amino acids)
Molecular function (GO): protein binding
Source: RefSeq, a predicted model, not a curated record
GACUCUGCUGCCUCUCAGUCGUCGGUUGAGUCACCGCGUAAAACCCAGUGGCGACUGAGAGUCGCUCUCCGAGUGCAAGAAGGUUAAAUCCACAUCCAAAUGGGAUCGAAUAAUUUGUAAACAGUUCCAUUUUCCACAGACGCAAAGACAACAUUUUCCAUUCUCCAGAUCAUGUAUCAUACUUAUCUUCGUCAACGAUGAAACUAUUCAGACAUUCUGAAAUAGUCGGUAAACAGGUCGACGAGCACGCACAGUCCAAAGUAGAAUGAACCCUCGAUAUCGUGCGCGCGCGUUACAUCUGACGCGUGCUGGCAUCAUCUCCUGCCGUAGGACACGCGCUCUCGUGGGCACGAGAGUGCAUCGGCUGCACCGCGCAAACGUGGCCAGUAGACAAGUGCGUAGAGAGUGCGUCUGCGUAGUCAGCUGCCGGCGAUGCAUACUCGCUCACGCAUGGCACACGACGAGGGAAGCAGCGCACGCAGGUCUGGUCCCUCGAUGCCGGGUAAAACGGAAUACCGCGACGUAGAGCAGGCAACGUUACUGCUCAUGCUCAGUAAGAUUCCUAGAGCCCGGAGAGCCCGAGGCUCGCCCGUGGAAUAAUUGAUCCAAUCGAAACUCGACUCGCUCCCGCCACGUUUUGUGCACCGACGCGAGCUCUUUAUGUAAGCUCCCAGACGGUCGCGCAUCCCGGUUGCUUCGUCCGCGAGUUCCCGACGAUAAGGCAGUGCGUUGCCGCGUUUCAAGAAGGGGGAAUCCCGUCCCUUCGACGAUUCCACUCGGCGAGUGGAUCAACCACCGAUCGAGCACAGACAACGCGACGGGAGGCAACAACAAGUGUCCUGAUUGAACGAUUCACCGACCCUCUGCCGGCUGAUCUGGUCGCUUGCCACGGCCAGCAACCUGUUUACCGUAAUUUUCCGUGAAAGUUUACGUGCCCGCUACCCCCGGCGUAGCUUCGUUCUUCGUUUCAAGGACGGCUCAGCUGCUGGCUACCCCAGAAGCGCGGGUAGCUCGCGUCAGGACGCGCGGACAGGCGACGCCGCUCGAUACCCUCCGCCGAGCCUGUUGAUACUCGGAGAGUAUGUCAUCCGCGAGAUGAACGGGACACGUACCGUUCGCCGCGGAACAAAGGAAAACGCGAUGAACAUUCAUCGAUCAGCCUUGCGGCGACGCUCGACGGACAGAAGACGACGCUGAUCUUUGGACAGGAUAACGGAGAACGUCGACAAACAAUGAAUUCGUCCAAACUUCUGGACCGUUACUCGAAACUCGGACGGUACGGCGCCAAGUGGACCGAGGGGAUGAUCUGAGGGAGAGGAGUGUCCUGAUAACGUCGACAGGGGAAAGACAUCGGGUUAAGGGAGGAUCUACAUCGUGGCAGGAUGACUCCACGGUUAAUCUACGUAACCGGGGGGUGUGGCUUGAUACCGUCGUACCGUCGCACACGUAGAACGUAGAAUCGUUGACACAGUCACAGUCCGUGGUAUCAUGAAACAGUUGGCGAAGUAGACGCAGCGAGAAGUCGAAGGUGUGUGUACCGUCGCGCGGCGCUGCCGUCGCCGUUUGGCUUGCCACCACGGUUGUACCGACGCCGUCGCCACCACCACCUCCAUCGCAACCCCGCUCGCUGCCCGGUUGGUUUACGUUUCUGACAGUGGCCCGAGCGAGCGGUGACAACCGAGGCGGCAGUCGUCAGUGCGCCGUCGUGCUGUGCAUAGCAGCUGUGUCUGGCGUGCUGCUGUUCGCCGUGAAUUCUACUUACCGCGUGGCCGGCCAACUGUCAAACGUGUUCGACGAAUCUACUUAUCGAACCCGAAGCUUCGGAUAAAAAGCUCGCGGCCGACGUUCUCGUAUCGCAGUGAAGUGUUUUCCUCUCAUCGGGACGUGGCUACACGGAGGAGAAAAGGAAUCGAUACGAUCGCCAGUUGUUUUCUGUUCAAAUGUUCCAAAAGUGUACCGUUUCUCUUCUCUUUUCUUAUUUAUUUAUUUUUUCUUUUUAAAUAACCAAUGAAAUAAAAUGCGCGCCGCGUCGAUGUCUCGAAAACAGUUGACAGGUGGAUUCUGUCUCGCGGUUUACCCCGCGAUCGACGUGAGCGCGUAAAUAUCGGAGCCAAACCAGGCUCGGAAGGGGAACUUCGUCGAGGGGUGGCUACUGUUUAUCAGCAAAGAUGACCGAGUUAGCGCAAGAAGCGUUCGCCUCGCGCAACUAUCGGCUGGCCGUCGAGAUGUACGAACGAAGUUUAAAGCACCAGAGCGCCAGUUUCGAGAUGCUGAUUGGUUACGGGGACUCGUUGGCCAAGUGCGGACGGAUCAGGGAGUCCAUAGGGGUUUACUCGAGGUGUUUGGCGGUAAGAACCAUGCCAACCGAAAGACUGAAGCAUCUGGCCAAUGCUCUCCUGGAGGAACUGGCCGGCGUUGCGGCGUCUACGAGCUCCAGAAGAAAAAUCGAGACGUCCUUCGCGUGUCCUUUCUGCGAGGGUACUCUCUGCCAGCCGGUGACCACGAACUGCGGUCAUACGUGUUGCAAGAAUUGCGUGGAGCUGGGCAAAAGCUGUCGCGUGUGCGGACAAAAGAUCGUCGCCGUGGGUGAGACCAACGUGCUUGUUCAGAGGCUCGUGGAAAAGUGGUGGCCACGCGAGGCGGAGGCCAGUCGAGCUAGACACGAGGGUGACAUCCUUAUGAAGGAGGGCCACCUGGCUCAGGCUCUCGAGAGGUACAACCUCGCGGUUCAUCUCGCGCCAAACAGCCCACUCCAUCUUAGCAACAGGGCACACGUCCUGCUCCUGCUGAAUAGGCCUCAAGCCUCCCUCACGGAUGCUGAUCAUGCGGUUAGAUUGCGACCGGAUUGGGGCAAGGGUCAUUACAGAAGAGGGGUGGCUUUGUCAGCACUGGGUAGACACGAAGAAGCUCUCUUUGCCAUUUGCAUCAGCGUGGCUAUCGACAAGAAUCCUCAAGCUGUGCGUCACGAAUUGAUCAAGGUGCUGUACAAAGUGCUGUCGAUUGGUCACCGUCGUUACAACGUGCCAUCCCGUUCGCCCUACAAUCUAUCGGAGGGCGUGUCGCGCACGAGGAGUCGUCAUCAGAUGAUGAAUCUCAAGAGGAACCGUCGAGCGAUCCUGAACGGUUCCGACUGCGAAGACAAUAGCAGCAGCGGCGACGAGGAGUUUCCACAGACUGUUAGGCGGAGGCUCUUGUCAAACCCAGCACCACAGAACAACACCAAGCUGCAGGCCGGCCUGGAUCGUGUGUACCAAGACAUAGAGAAAUUAAAAAGACUCGAAGCGAGACCCGCUGAAAUACUUUUACCACCUCUUUCCGGUGGCACGGCGGGCGAAUUGGAUUGCAUCCUGUGCUGUCGACUCUUAUGGAAACCCGUGACGACGCCGUGUGGACACACGUAUUGCUGGAUGUGUUUGGAUCGUUGUCUGGACUAUUCCUCAGCGUGUCCUCUGUGCGUCACGUCUCUCGCCGAUUACUUGGCCAGCAGCCAGAAGACGGUGACGGACUUCGUGGAGAGGGCUCUGAAGACCGUAGCUCCGACGGAAUACGCCUCGAGAGCGGCCAGCCACCGAUUAGAGCUUGUCCAGGGACUCGGUCUUCUGGGUAGCGAGCAGAUAGCAGUGUUCGUUUGCACCACGGCAUUCCCGUGCGUCGCUUGUCCUCUCUUUGUCUACGAGCCCAGAUACAGGCUAAUGGUCAGAAGGUGCGUCGAAAGCGGGGUCCGUCAAUUUGGUAUCGCGGCGUGUCUCAACAGGGAAGCGACGGGGACAAAAAGAUACGCGGAAUAUGGUACCAUGCUCGAGAUUCGGGACAGAGUUCUGUUGAAAGACGGUUGCAGUAUUCUCAGCACAGUCGGUGGAAGGAGAUUCAGGGUUCUCUCUGGGGGAGAAAGGGAUGGCUAUGACACAGCUCAAGUGGAAUUCCUGAGAGACACGAUGGUACAGGAAGACCAACUGUUGAACCUCCUGGAAUUACACGACAAGGUCCGAGCGAAAGGCAGAAGAUGGUGGGACACGGUGCCAUCGUCCCAGCAGUCGGAAAUCCAACGGGUAUUCGGUCGAAUGCCAGACACCGAAGAGGAUUGGCCACGACUGCCAGAUGGUCCAUCGUGGACGUGGUGGCUAUUGGCCAUUUUGCCUCUGGGCCCACAGUUGCAAGUGGGAAUCUUAGGCACGACUAGCCUGGAGAAGAGAUUAAGAGCCAUCGAGAAAACUCUCGAUCAUAUGGAGCAGAGACAGCUGACGGUGGCUCCAGCGCCGUCGGAAGGGACCACCACAUCCUCGAGCAUAUGUCGCGAUGGCGGUGGCAUAACGGAGACCGCGGUAUCCGUCGUUCAACAGUCUUAAAAUGGAAACGAAUGGUUGGGAGUAGGUCCUCGCGGGACGAAUCGUUUAGAGCCCUUAGGCCGUGGAGAACAAAAGGGAUUCGACUUUCACUCGAUGUACAAAGUACUUGCGGAGUAAUUUAUCGAAGAUUGCCACUUUUUACUCGAUAUACAUAUAUAUAUAUAUAUUUAAUACCCGGAAGCGAGGCGAGGGAAACCCGAUCUGCCUGGUUUUCCUGGAUGCAUCGGCUACCCCGGCUUUUCUUCUUAUACUUAACCCCGUUAAUUACGUUUUAACUCGAGUACCCUCUCAGUUGGUACUCGUUAAACUUAUGCGUCCGAACGCCUUAUCGACGGAACGAUUAUGCAGUUAGGAAAGACGGGACGAGGAUAGCGCGGGGAUAUCGAGCCAGCUCGAUGCCUUUCUUCGUCUAAACAGUCGAAUCUUUCUGGUGGAAGCAGGGUUCGUUUAGAAAAUCGAUUUCGACGUUUCGUUAACCCUUAACAAGAUGCGCAACGUGCGCGCAAGACUUUCUCAUCAGUUGAACGUCGACUGAUCGAUUGGUCGUCUAUAGCAGUCGAAAGAUUCAGCAAGCGCACGGGGGUCUAGCAGGUCCCUAUUGGGGCAUACUAUGUGCUGCUGCGUAUGUAGAUUAGCUAUUUUUGAAUUAAAUUAGGACAAAUUAAAGGGAGUAUUUACAAGACAGAGAUAGGGAAGAAAUGGUAUUUAUUCAGAAUUAUAAAAGAGGAAAAUAUAUUGAGAGUCGAGUACCUAUUUAUGUUACAAAUGUGAACGUGUCUACUCAAGGGUUAACAGAACGUCGAUGGGUUCUCGAAGUACUUUUAGACGUUGAGUUGGGAGCUGAAAAUAUUAGUCACGUGUAGUAUCGUAUAGUCACGUGGAUAUUGUGUAAUGCAGUCUGUGAUCUGAGGAAAACGAAACACUUGAGGAUUCUUGCAUAUUCUGGGAUCUUGAACAGAUUCGGUAACAGAGAGUAAAAGGAAUACUUCUAGAUUCGAACUAUGGUCUGUGUAUAUUGAUGACAGGUAUAGUAGUUGAUACG